AUGGCAGCGCUGCCAGACCAUCUCAGCUCAUCCUCUGAGGAGGAUUUAGUGGAUGCACCCGAUGCCAAACCUGGGGCUGAACAGCCUGUUAUCUACUUACAGUUAGAGAACCGGGGGGCUCUGGCAACCAAAGGCGACAUCAUGAACCUCGUGGUUUUCCGUGCAGACCUGGCAGUGGUGCGGGAGGAGCUGACAGCCAUUACUGAUAGGGUGAAAGCAACAGAGCAGAUCAGACACAGGACCAUGCAGGUUAAAUGA
This is a messenger RNA of Pelobates cultripes (western spadefoot toad), 258 nucleotides long. The record is from the annotation of a GenBank genome assembly. Lineage: Eukaryota; Metazoa; Chordata; Amphibia; Anura; Pelobatidae.